CAGUUUUCAAACUGUUUGACCGUUUUGAGUAUAAAUAAAGGACGGCAUUCUCCAUGAGCUAUCCAAAGCUUCACUCGGUGACGUUGGACCAACAUCACCUCAGAAAUGAAAUCUAUCGCUGCCUCAGUUUUGAUUGUCGUCUGCUUCUCCGGUUUAGCGGAGGCCCAGAUAACGACACGCAAGCCCUGCGGAUGUUCCUGUACUGCCGGAACGUCUCCGAUGUCGACAAUGACUCCUAAACCAACCUCGCCUGGAUCAACUCUGGCUCCUACUCUUGGCACCAAUUACUGCAACAUUAGUACAUGCCCCACGCCGACCCAAAACACGCUCUGCAAAUAUACGAAUACCACUUGGGGAUCGGCUUGCCAACCGUCCUAUCCAGAUAAAUCGAUCGUGACCGAUGCCGACAUCGCGACCAUUUUGGGAGCGCACAACGAUUACCGACGUAAAGUUGCGCAGGGCCUUGAGACCCAAGGAAGUCCAGGGCCUCAACCUCCCGCCUCCAACAUGAGACAAAUGAAAUGGGAUCAGGAACUGGCUGUCAUGGCUGCAGCCCACGCCCAGCAGUGUGUGUUUAGUCACGACGCUUGCAGAAAUGUUCCUCGUUUCAGGGUGGGUCAGAAUGUUUACAUUGCCGGAUCUUCCGGCGACAUUCUCGGCACUUCAAACUGGAAUGCGGCAGUAACCUCUUGGUACAAUGAAGUUCAAUAUAUGACCACCGCUGCUGUUACGAGCUUACCAGCAAGCUCACCGAAUGUUAUUUAUCAUUACACGCAAGUAGUGUGGGCGGAAACUUAUCUCAUCGGUUGUGCAGUGGCCUACUUCCAAUCUACUGCCACUUUUGGAACAGCGUAUCCCUACAAUAGAUUCUACGUUUGCAACUACGGCCCAACUGGCAAUUGGAUCAGCCUUCCGGUUUAUCUGCAAGGAACUGCCGGAUCCGCCUGCCCGCCAGGUACUGUUAACACCAACGGCUUGUGCGCUUGAACGCAGUUCGUGUGACUUUGCCCUAAGAUUUGUAACACAGUCAGUAUCUUGACGAUCUGUCUUGGCAAUUAUUUUUUCCCGAUUUUGCCGAUCUAUGAAAUCCAAGUGUAGUAGUUUGACAAUACAUUUAAUCAGUCAGCAGCAA
Daphnia pulex (common water flea) is the source of this 1132-nucleotide messenger RNA. RefSeq names its product venom allergen 3 homolog. Gene Ontology annotation, cellular component: extracellular region. The record is from RefSeq and is a predicted model, not a curated record. NCBI's taxonomy places the organism in Eukaryota, Metazoa, Arthropoda, Branchiopoda, Diplostraca, Daphniidae. The coding region runs from base 106 to 987 and encodes 293 amino acids. The transcript is spliced from 7 exons.